Amphiprion ocellaris (clown anemonefish) is the source of this 354-nucleotide messenger RNA. It is a transcript of the gene g0s2, whose product is annotated as G0/G1 switch 2. The record is from RefSeq and is a predicted model, not a curated record. The transcript has a single exon. The coding region runs from base 1 to 354 and encodes 117 amino acids. NCBI's taxonomy places the organism in Eukaryota, Metazoa, Chordata, Actinopteri, Pomacentridae.
AUGGAAAGCAUUAGCGAGUUCAUUCCAUUUGCUAAGGAGAUGCUGAGAGAGAGGCCCAGCCGGAGCAUGCUGAAGAUCUACAUGAUCGGCUCCACUGUGGCAAUGCUUGGAAUGGUCGGUGGUUUGGUGGAAACAAUUGUCCUGCCCUUUGUGGAGAAGGACACUUUGGAGGAUGAACCAUUAGAGCUUAUCAUGGAGAGCGAGAAGGAGAAGAAGCAGGUGUUGAAGUCCCGGCCUGCCUUGGUUCAUACUGAAGUGGUGGAUGUGCCGGAGGCGGUGGCGACUGGAGCCAAGGCCAAACACCUGGUGGCCAUUGGGCGGAGAAACUCAGCCAACCGCUUACAUGCUUCUUAA